Messenger RNA from Penicillium cinerascens, 1335 nucleotides. RefSeq names its product putative C2H2 finger domain protein. Lineage: Eukaryota; Fungi; Ascomycota; Eurotiomycetes; Eurotiales; Aspergillaceae. Bases 1 to 1335 code for a protein of 444 amino acids. The transcript has 2 exons. The record is from RefSeq and is a predicted model, not a curated record. Gene Ontology annotation, molecular function: zinc ion binding; nucleic acid binding. Gene Ontology annotation, biological process: ribosomal large subunit biogenesis. Gene Ontology annotation, cellular component: preribosome, large subunit precursor.
AUGUCGACAACUACUCAGACUGCCGCUUCUGCGGCCAACCUUCCCUACACUUGCAAUACCUGUCUCGUUGCUUUCCACCGCAGCGAUGCGCAGAGAGAUCAUAUGCGGAAGGACUGGCAUCUGUACAAUAUGAAGCGCCGCAUCGCUGCUUUGCCGCCCGUGUCCCUCGAAACUUUCAACGAGAAAGUCCUUGCUGCCAAGGCCACCUCGAGCGAGGCCGCUGCUAAGGCCUCUUUUGAGAAGACCUGCCACGCCUGCCAGAAGACCUUCUUCAGUGAGAAUUCCUACCAGAACCACAUCAAGAGCUCCAAGCACAAGCAGCGCGAGGCUCGGUUGAGCAAGGAAGGUGACAAUGCGUCGGUGAUGAGUUCAACAUUCUCCCUCGGUGAGCCAGUCCACAAGUCGCACGACGAGGUCGCCAAUGUCACCGAUGGUCUCAAAUCCGCUACUAUCAAAGAGGAGGAAGAUGGUGAUGAGGAUAUGCACAAGGAAGAGUUCUCGGCGUCUCGCUGCCUUUUCUGCCGGAACGAUUCAGCUGAAGUUCACGCCAAUGUCGAGCACAUGAAGAAGAAACACGGAAUGUUUAUUCCCGAAUGGGAGUUCUUGGCCGAUCUAGAUGGCCUCGUUCACUACCUCUACCGCAAGAUCAACGAAAACUUUGAAUGUCUUUACUGCCACGCCAUCCGCAAUAAUGCCGCCGGAUGCCGCGCUCACAUGAACGACAAGGGUCACUGCAUGAUUGCUUUCGAGACUGAAGAGGAGCAGGUUGAGAUCGGGCAGUACUACGACUUCCGGAGCACUUACUCCGACAACGAGGACGAGGAGAUGGUGGAGUCUCCUGGCGAGAAAGGUGGAGUCAAGGUCCGAGGCUCUGAUGGUGACGACGAAGGAUGGGAGACCGACGCCUCUUCUGUUGAUGAUGAGGAAGAACUCGACUCGAACCGGAAGCAACCCCUUGUCUACCAAGAUGAAUACGAACUGCACCUUCCUUCUGGUAAGAGUGUCGGCCACCGCUCGCUUGCCAAGUACUAUCGCCAGAACCUGCACAACUACCCCUCCGCCGACGAGCGUGCUGCUCGUCAGCUUGCCAUUGAGAAUGGAGAGGUGGAAGAAGAUGAGGAGAAGCCUCGUGGUCGCAACGGCAACCGUGCUGUUGUCUCUCGUGCCAACGGUGGCAUGGGCAUGAUUGGCGCCACCGAAGAACAGAAGCAGACUGCUCUUACUUCUGAACGCCGCGAGAGAACUCGCGCUCUACGACAAGAGAACCGCUACACGGCCCGUGUCCAAAGAACCAACAACUCCCAGAAGCAUUUCCGCGAUCCUCUUCUGCAAUGA